Vigna unguiculata (cowpea) is the source of this 3507-nucleotide messenger RNA. RefSeq names its product serine/threonine-protein kinase CTR1-like. Gene Ontology annotation, molecular function: protein serine/threonine kinase activity; ATP binding. Gene Ontology annotation, biological process: protein phosphorylation. The record is from RefSeq and is a predicted model, not a curated record. Lineage: Eukaryota; Viridiplantae; Streptophyta; Magnoliopsida; Fabales; Fabaceae.
CUCUGCCAUUCCAACUCCAUAUUACAAAACUUCACAGUUUCUUGCAGCUAAAACCACAACUAACGUCAAAAGUCACAAGCCAUAGUUCACAUUCUCGAUUCGUGUUUUUCAUAUUCAAUCUCCCACUCUUAAAUCACCGUCUUCUUGUUUCACUCGUAAGAAUUCAUAGUUAUAUUCAGAAACUGGCGAAAUCGAUCGCGCAUUUAAUCCGCAACUUUCAGUUUCUCGAUAUCGCGGUUUCGUUAAGAUUCGAAAAGAGUUGAAUGCAAUUUAUCUGUGCAUAACACUGUAUUGUUAUCCAUGGUUAGCAGUGGAAUCGGUUGAACAAUUUAGGUUGAGGUUGUUGAAGGAGGAGGAGAAAGAGAGGAUCGAAACGGCGAAGACGGAAAGUAAAAGUAGUUUGUGUUUCCGUUGGCUCGCACGUGAGUGCGUGCAAUAUCUGUGUCUGUGAGGUGCGAGAGUUUCGUGACUGAGAGAACAAGUGGAGAGCGAAAAUGCCUCACAGAACCACAUACAUUUUCCCGCGUCAAUUUCCGGAGCGAGGGUUGGAUGAAUCUUCCAAACAGCUGUUAGAUCACGAGAAAAAGAAAAUCGUCAACUCAAUCAAACAUGACACGUUUAGCGUCGAAAGCGGCACUCCGAACAAACCGCUUCCGACUAAAGAAAACGACGUCGUUCUCUCCUCCGCUAAGCACUCCGCAGUCUCCGACCUGUUCGCCGCCGGCGAGAAGUUCCGGACUAAACAAAAGCAAAUCGCCGCGUUCUGCGAUUGGCUGAUCGACAAGAAAGUCAGCCACUCCGGCCACCACCAAGACCACCAUUGUGAAGGCGACCUACUUCUGCCGCGGGAAACUACCAUCAAGGACGCUUCCAUUGACCAGAGCUUUGACCGGCAGGUUUCGCUGCCGAGGCUAUCGAGCGGGAGCAGCUAUGCUGGAAGCUUGUUUUCGGGGACGACGUUUGAUUGCAAUUUUUCCAGCGAUAUUAAGGAGGAAACGUCGUCAUCUCGCACUCUCACUACUAUUGCUGCGCCGAGGCACAAGGAUAAGGAGGUCGAGGAAGAGAGCACGGAGAAGUUGGCGAAGAAGUCGAAAGAGAGCUAUAUCUUGCAACUCACGUUAGCGAAGAGGCUCAACUUUUUGGCUAGCCUCGUCACUGAACCUUUUCUCACUCCAGGAACCGAAACCUGGGAUGCUGAAUCCGUUUCUUACCGCCUAUGGGUGAGUGGAUGUUUAUCUUACACGGACAAGAUAUCUGACGGGUUUUAUAACAUACUGGGGAUGAAUCCAUAUCUUUGGGUGAUGUGUAAUGAUGUGGAGGAAGGUAGAAGGAUUCCUACUUUGAUGGCGCUAAAAGCGGUUGAGCCCAGCGAAACUUGUAUGGAGGUGGUGCUUGUUGAUAGACGCGAGGACUCUCGGUUGAAGCUGCUUCAAGAUAAGGCGCAAGAGUUGUAUUGUGCUUCUGAGAACACCUUGGUGCUAGUGGAGCAGCUAGGGAAACUGGUAGCUAUUUAUAUGGGGGGUAUGUUCCCGGUGGAGCAAGGCAAUCUUCACAAGCGCUGGAAGUUGGUUAGUAAGAAGUUGAGGACUUUGCACAAGUGUGUUGUGCUUCCCAUUGGCAGCCUGUCUACUGGGCUUUGUAGGCAUCGGGCAAUACUUUUUAAGAGAUUGGCAGAUUACAUAGGUUUGCCCUGUCGUAUAGCUCGUGGUUGCAAGUAUUGUGUUGCAGAUCAUAGAUCCUCUUGCCUAGUCAAAAUUAAAGAUGACAAACAGCUCUCAAGGGAAUAUGUGGUUGACCUAGUUGGGGAACCAGGAAAUGUCCAUGGACCAGAUUCCUCAAUAAAUGGAGCAUAUGUUUCUUCAAUGCCUUCCCCGUUUCAAAUUUGUCACUUAAAAGAAUCACAAUCACCUUAUAUGGAUGACAUGGCAAGUUCUGAAUCCGUAGGUUCCAAUGACAGACCUGUUAAUCCUGAAAAUCUUCCGUAUUCAGGCUGCGGAAAUAAUGAUCAACAAGCUAAAGAAACUGAUUUGCUGAGAAGCUCCAUUUAUAGUUCAGUUGAUCAGAUCUGUGAAGUUACAGAACCAUCUCUAAUUCCUUUUGGAUUAGAUGGGAAUGACGAGGAAUGCUCAGUUAUUAGUUCGGUUUUGCCUACCAUCCAUGAAGAUGAUUCUAAAAUUCUCCAUCCAGACAUCGAGGCAACACUAAAUGAAUAUCCAAGCCUUAGGGAAGAUGUAGUACAAUUACAAGAAAUUUCCAACAAUGAGAUCAUUGUAAAUGGAAGUUCUGCGGUGAAAAGUAGUUUCAAGCGAUCUAUACUUGGUUCAUCCAGCCAGUCAGAACUGAAACAGGUAGACAAUAGAAGUGAAAACAAGGGUUGUUUACCUGCUGGGAAUAUUCCAAGAUAUGUGAAUCUUGAGCCAUCACUUGCAAUGGACUGGCUUGAGAUAUCAUGGGAGGAUUUACGAAUUAAAGAGCGUGUUGGUGCUGGUUCAUUCGGGACAGUGUACCGUGCUGAAUGGCAUGGAUCGGAUGUUGCAGUCAAGGUUUUAACAGUUCAGGAUUUCCAUGAUGAUCAGUUGAAGGAGUUCCUGAGAGAGGUUGCAAUAAUGAAACGGGUUCGCCAUCCGAAUGUGGUGCUCUUCAUGGGAUCUGUUACAAAACGCCCCCAUCUAUCAAUAGUGACAGAGUAUUUGCCUAGGGGUAGUUUAUACCGCCUGAUACACAGACCAGCAUCUGGUGAAAUUCUGGACAAGAGGAAGAGACUGCGGAUGGCAUUGGAUGUGGCUAAAGGAAUCAAUUAUCUCCACUGUCUGAAACCUCCAAUUGUGCACUGGGAUCUCAAAUCCCCAAACUUGUUAGUGGAUAAAAAUUGGACUGUGAAGGUUUGUGAUUUUGGAUUGUCCAGAUUUAAGGCAAACACUUUCAUACCGUCCAAAUCAGUUGCUGGAACACCUGAGUGGAUGGCUCCAGAAUUUCUUCGUGGAGAACCUUCCAAUGAGAAAUCUGACGUAUACAGUUUUGGAGUUAUCCUGUGGGAACUUGUGACCUUGAAACAGCCAUGGAGUGGACUUAGCCCUGCCCAGGUGGUUGGAGCUGUUGCUUUCCAGAAUAGGAGGCUUGCUAUCCCUCCAAACAUCUCCCCAGCAUUGGCCUCCCUCAUGGAAUCUUGUUGGGCCGAUGACCCUGGUGAGCGGCCAUCUUUUGGUAGCAUAGUUGAAUCACUAAAAAAGCUGAUAAAAUCUCCAGCAGAUCUGAUAAAGAUGGGAGAUACAUAGAUAUAUGCAGCGCGUAAUUGGAAUUUCUUGCGCCUGAAACUUCUUGCCCUUUAUAUGGAAGCGUUAGUUAACAAAUCUAAUUUUUUGUCGUAAUAUUUUAUCAAAAUUUGCCUUCUAUCUAAAAAAAUAUUGUGGGAAAAAUUAGUUAUUGCUUGAGCUGUGGUCUCACCAAAAUGGGGCGAGACAUAACAAUGGUUAAAUAAAUCCUGUAAUUUCUUUCGGUGUUUCCCUA